This is a messenger RNA of Radiomyces spectabilis, 1710 nucleotides long. RefSeq lists its product as uncharacterized. NCBI's taxonomy places the organism in Eukaryota, Fungi, Mucoromycota, Mucoromycetes, Mucorales, Radiomycetaceae. The transcript is spliced from 2 exons. Gene Ontology annotation, biological process: exocytosis. The coding region runs from base 1 to 1710 and encodes 569 amino acids. Gene Ontology annotation, cellular component: cell tip; Golgi to plasma membrane transport vesicle. The record is from RefSeq and is a predicted model, not a curated record. Gene Ontology annotation, molecular function: guanyl-nucleotide exchange factor activity.
AUGGCCAAUCCAUCUAGAAAUAAUGAUGCACCGCGGCCUACAGCCUCUUCUCGGGAUCGAAACGUAUCGCCUCAUGAUAUUGCUGACCUUUAUUCACGUUUGCAGUUGGCCAUGGACAAUGUUCAUUCCAAACUUGAUCAUGUCCACCACAAAUACAUACCCAUGGCAUCCUCACUUCCCGUUACCCCAUCCUCCUCUACUCCACGAUUAUCCCACCAGAUAAUCAAACGAGUUCCAUCGCCACUCACACUACCCCGCGAUUCUUCGGCUACGUCCACCAACGAUCAGUGUGCAUGUCGGCACAUUCUAGCAUCCAACGAUGCCAGUCAUUGUGCGCUGUGCAGUCAAGAAAUAAGCGUCGUCAUCGACUUACGUCAGUUAUGCCAGCAACAACUGCGCGAAAUACAGAGCCUGCAAUCAUGUGUUGUGAAGAAUCAUUCAAGGCUCGUGGAACAGCAAAAGGUGAUUGAUCAGCAAACCACGUCGUCCGAAAUCCUUGUGCAACAACUGGAGACACAGACCCGACAACUUGGCUCACUGCGACAAGACAUGGUGGUUUUAGACAGCAAAUAUCGACGUGAAGUUGACCGUUUGCAAAAGACCGAACGAGCCAAGACAUUACUGGAAGGCGAACUGGAAGAAUUGUCACGAAAUUUGUUUGAAGAAGCCAAUCGCAUGGUGGCCACCGAGAAACGAGCGAAACACGAACUGCAGACAAAAUACAACCAUUUAGAGGCACGAUUAAAAGAUACCCAAGCUCAAUUGCAUGCGGAACAAAUGCAACUCAAAGAAUUACGCUCCAGGAUGCAAAUGAUGGAUAAACAACCUUCCGAGAAAGAUUCUGUCUAUAAGAGUCAUCCCGGUACUGCCGAACAAAAGCAUCACUCGUUGACAGACGACGGUAGCGAGACGGAAAAUGGCAUACCCGCGAAUCCCGAUGCCUUGCCAGGUUGGGUGGGUCGCGAACAUCUUGCAGUCUUUGACCCUAUGGCCCUGUAUGAAUUCCAGGAAUUCGUCAAACUGGGCAACUCGGUGCCUCUGAAGAGACUGCAUACCAUUCCAUUCCUUCGUAACUGUCAGAUGGAAGACACUGAACCGUGUCUCCGCUUUGGCCCCCAUCCCCGUUUUUCCGCACGUAAAAUCAAUGACGCGAUAGCCAACAACGUGUGUUUCAUUGAAAUCGCCCCUUCUGGAUUUGCCAAGCAACAGAUGAACCGAGCCCUGACCGUUCCGCUUCAUUUUUCCGCGUCAAAAUCCAUGGUGUGGGAACGAUUCAGUAGCAGCAGUAGUACAAGUCAUUCUGCCAGUGCGGUCUUGGCAUGUCACGCUUGUGGGCGACACGAUACGAAAGGAUUGCCAUAUCGAUUCCGAAUAUCGCCAAUGGAUGAUUGGGCUUGCAUCGACAAAUUUUGUCGCGACCGGUUGGUUGCUGUGUGCGAAUUUUAUCUAUUUGUUCGAAAUCUACGUCAAGGUUACUAUAGCAAUCGGUCUCUGCCUGAUCUGUAUCAGGAAGUUAUUCGAUUAAAGUUGCAGAUGUUUUACGCCAGAAUGGGAAAUUUAUCAUCAAAGAUUGAAUCUUUGGAUCUAGACCACGGCAACAGAACCUGUUUACCAUCAGCCCCACUGUCGAAUAUGCCGUCUCCUCCCGUCAAUCUAUCAAAGAACGACGAAACUGGAAAUGAGGAGAAAGAGAAGUCGGAAACUCAAUGA